Molecule: messenger RNA, 2177 nt
Organism: Salmo salar (Atlantic salmon)
Lineage: Eukaryota; Metazoa; Chordata; Actinopteri; Salmoniformes; Salmonidae
Gene: pdzk1
Product: PDZ domain containing 1
Biological process (GO): protein localization to plasma membrane
Cellular component (GO): apical plasma membrane
Molecular function (GO): protein-membrane adaptor activity; protein binding
Source: RefSeq, marked provisional
GGACUGGGAGUAGAGACAGGAGGAGGACAUGGCUGGGUACAAGCCCAGGGUGAUAGUUCUGAGUAAGAAGCCAGGUCAUAGCUUUGGCUUCUUCCUGAGUGUGGAGAAAGGCGAGGAUGGUCACCUGAUCAGGAACCUUGAGAUGGGCGGGCCGGCCGAGCUGGCGGGUUUGAAGGAUGGAGACCGCAUUCUCCGGGUCAACGGAACCUACAUGGAUGAAAUGGACCACUCACAGGUGGUGGACCUGGUGAAGGAGAGUGGUGCAUCCGUCACCUUCCAUGUUCUGGAUGUGGCGUCCUACAAGCAGGCCAAGACUGAGGGGGUGGACUUUUCUGACCCUCACCCCAAACCCACCAUGAACGGAGUGGCAGGAGAGGCACCCAAACCCAAACUCUGCUACCUGACCAAGUCCAGCGGGGGUUACGGCUUCUCUUUGCGCUCUGUCAAAGGUGAGGUGGGCAUGUUCAUGGCAGAGGUGAACCCAGGGGGUGUGGCCGAGAGGGCAGGGGUCAAGGCCAACGAUCGUCUGAUAGAGGUCAACGGGGAGAACAUGGAGAACGCCACUCAUGAUCAGAUAGUAGAGAAGGUCAAGGCAUCGGGCAGCAGAAUCAUGUUUCUAUUGGUGGACGAGGACACAGACAAGUUCUACAAGAACAAACACAUCAGGCUAGGUGCAUGGCUAGCCACAGUGAAGUUCCUCCCACUGAAGCCACGCAUUGUAGACUUGUUCAAAGGAUCAGACGGCUAUGGAUACUUCCUAAAGGCUGAGCCUAACAAGACAGGCCAUUUCAUCAAGGACAUUGACAGGGGCAGCCCAGCUGAUAGGGCGGGACUAAAGGAGAUGGACAGGCUGGUUGCCGUGGAGGGAGAGGAAGUGGACAGCUGCAGCCAUGAGCAGGUGGUGGACAGAAUCAGGCAAUGUGGCAACAAGUGCUGCCUCCUGGUGGUCGAUGAAGACACGGACACGCUCUACAAGAUGGGAGGCGUGUCUCCUCUUUUCUAUUUGGAAGAGAUGGGAUUCCUCCUUCCAGCGAGCCCUCCACCCAGCUACCCAGAGUGCGUCCCGGCCCUUGCACCAGCCACCACAGCACUCCUCAAGCUGUGUAAGAUGGAGAAGACCUCCGCUGGGUACGGCUUCCACCUCAACAGUAUCCAGGGGGUCUGUGGCCUGUACAUCAAUGAGGUGGUGAAGGGUGGAGCUGCGGACAGGGUGGGUAUGAAGGACGAUGACAUUGUGGUGGAGGUGGACGGUGUAAAUGUGGAGCAGAGCAGUCACGAGCAAGUGGUGGAGUUGAUCCGUAACAGCGGCAGCUCACUGGUGCUCCUAGUGGCUGGGAAGCAGGCCUACAACCACUUCAAAGCCAAAGGGGUGGCCAUCACACCCCAGCUUCUCACCCCCGCACCCACAGCCAGGUCCCCAUCCCCACCCCCCUCCCCAGCCCAAAGACACACACCAGCCCAGAUACACACACCAGCCACUCUGGAGGAAGUCCGAGAGGAGGAGGAGGAGGAGGAGGCUAAGCCAGACAUCCCACUGCCCCAGACACGAGAGAGAACUCCAUCUGUGUCUUCAGCAGCAUCAUCUUGCUUGAGUGUUGAUGAGAGACUCUGAGAAGUCACCAAUGAGAAACAACUUCCUAACCUUUUCUGUCUCCAGUCAACAUUUGUACCAUGCAGGAUAAUGUGGAUAUCUUGGCAUAAAAAGUCUGAUCAAACUAAAUACAUUCCAAUGACAGUCUGUUUAAAGGUAUGAAUGCAAUUGGUUUAAAAUAGUAAUAAAUAGUUAUGUAUUAUUUAUGUAUAAUUGCAUUGAUCAGUUAGAUGCCACUGUUACCCAACAAACGUAUGGAUUCAUAUGAUCCUAUUACAAGCAACUGCAAUGUAGACAGAGAACACCAGUAAUACCAGUUCAAUGUGUUAUACUAUAACAAAAACCAUAUAGCGACAUCGGCCUGCACCUUAAUCAUAAAACUGUCGUUUAGAUAGCAUUUAAAUGGUCAUUUAUUUUAGCAGAUCCAAAGAGGCUUUCUGCUCAGAUGACAAAUACCGCUCUCACAAAGAGACAAAGUAUCCAGUCCCAGAUCUGUUUAUAAGUCACUAUUCACUUAUUCUCUGCUUAACUGGUAUAUUUAGUGGCAUUGCAGUACUUAAAAUAAAGGGAACGGAGUAACUAAUAA